AUGCCGUCUCAUGUAGAGGACCAGCAUCUAGGGAGGUUCGACGAAGCCACGAUAAUCUCCAAGGUCCCACAAAACAGGGACAAGUUGACGGCAAACGGGUUAGAAACCGGCGAAGGAAAACCGACUGUCAACGACCACGGAUGGCGUGCCAAUUUGAACGAAGAUGACCACGCGGUUUUGGCUCUCCGAAAUCUUCUCUUCGACAUUACAAACCAGAAUGGAGGCCAUGGUGGUUCUGCUAUAGGGAUGAGUGCGAUUGGCGUGGCGCUCUACAAGUACAUUAUGCGUUACAACCCAUCAAACCCGAACUGGUUUGAUAGAGAUCGUUUUGUAUUGUCAAACGGACAUACCGCUAUGUUUCUAUAUUCAUUGAACUACUUGACCGGAUACGAGAAUUUCACCAUGGGUGAGCUCCAACGAUAUGGAAGUGCAGAGACAAGUGGUGCAACGACAAUCUGUCAUGGCCAUCCGGAGAUUGAGAUUCCUGGUGUUGAGGUUACUACAGGUCCCUUAGGACAAGGUGUCGCAAAUUCAGUCGGUCUAGCUAUUGCGUCGAAAAACUUAGCGGCUCGAUUCAAUGAACCAGACUUAGGAAUCAUCCAGUCACGAGUCUAUUGCACAACAGGAGACGGAUGCCUAAUGGAAGGAGUCGCACUGGAAGCGAUAUCACUGGCAGGUCACCUCCAACUUGAUAACCUGAUUCUGACUUAUGACAACAAUUCCGUGACCUGCGAUGGCCCGCUCGCUUGGAUCAAUAGUGAGAGUAUUAACGACAAAAUGAGAGCGUGUGGGUGGCAGGUGCUGGAGGUGGCCGAUGGAAAUUUCGACGUCCAGGCGAUCGUCAAAGCCUUGGAGUACGCAAAAGCCUUGACGGGGAAAACCUGUCUUCGUUAA
Messenger RNA from Rhinocladiella mackenziei CBS 650.93, 894 nucleotides. RefSeq lists its product as uncharacterized. Gene Ontology annotation, biological process: pentose-phosphate shunt. Bases 1 to 894 code for a protein of 297 amino acids. The transcript has 2 exons. NCBI's taxonomy places the organism in Eukaryota, Fungi, Ascomycota, Eurotiomycetes, Chaetothyriales, Herpotrichiellaceae. Gene Ontology annotation, cellular component: cytosol. The record is from RefSeq and is a predicted model, not a curated record. Gene Ontology annotation, molecular function: transketolase activity.